AUGAUCUCCUCAGCGUUCCCUAGGCUCGUAAGCAGAGCAGGAGCAAGAGUACAGCCUUUCGCCAAGGCCCGAUUCUCCUCAUCAUCAUCCUCCAACCCAUCCACACCCUUCUUCGCCUCCAAGACCGCCGUCGCAUCCUCAACCUUGUUAGCAGCAGGUUCAUUAGCAUGGUACAACCACUUGUACGGUGCUGGAUUCGGAUCAUUGUUACCUGAAGCAUCAGCAAACUCAGCAGCGGAGAAUGGUAUGCAUCCUACCACAUUGCCGUUCGAACAUUACGGUCCAUUCGAAACUUUCAACCAUGCGUCGAUUAGAAGAGGUUACCAAGUGUACAGAGAAGUAUGUUCCGCUUGUCACUCGCUUGAUCGAAUCGCUUGGAGAAACUUGGUCGGUGUCUCGCACACUGUAGAUGAAGCCAAGGCCAUGGCUGAGGAGGUUGAGUACACCGAUGGUCCUAAUGAUGAAGGAGAGAUGUUCCAACGACCAGGUAAACUUGCCGAUUACAUGCCAGCCCCUUACCCUAACGAAGAAGCCGCCCGAGCUGGUAACGGAGGUGGUCUCCCCCCUGAUCUUUCCCUCAUCGUCAAAGCCAGACACGGUGGUGCCGAUUACAUCUACUCCCUUCUUACCGGUUACUGUGAUCCCCCCGCUGGUGUCAAGCUCGCUGAGGGUAUGAACUACAACCCUUACUUCCCAGGUGGUGGUAUUGCCAUGGCUAGGGUGUUGUUCGAUGGUUUGGUAGAAUACGAGGAUGGAACCCCCGCUACAACCUCUCAAAUGGCUAAAGACGUGACUGUGUUCCUCAACUGGGCUGCCGAACCAGAACAUGACCAAAGGAAGAAAAUGGGUUUACAAGCUUUGAUCAUCCUCUCCACCUUAACGGCCAUCUCAGUCUACGUCAAGAGAUUCAAAUGGACAUACCUCAAAAACAGGAAAAUCGUUUACGAUCCUCCUAAGCCAGCUAGACACGGUCCUCUUUAA
Messenger RNA from Kwoniella botswanensis, 981 nucleotides. RefSeq lists its product as uncharacterized. Gene Ontology annotation, biological process: mitochondrial electron transport, ubiquinol to cytochrome c. Gene Ontology annotation, molecular function: heme binding; electron transfer activity. Bases 1 to 981 code for a protein of 326 amino acids. The record is from RefSeq and is a predicted model, not a curated record. Lineage: Eukaryota; Fungi; Basidiomycota; Tremellomycetes; Tremellales; Cryptococcaceae. The transcript is spliced from 6 exons.